Molecule: messenger RNA, 3006 nt
Organism: Bacidia gigantensis
Lineage: Eukaryota; Fungi; Ascomycota; Lecanoromycetes; Lecanorales; Ramalinaceae
Gene: SDH1
Product: succinate dehydrogenase flavoprotein subunit
Exons: 6
Coding region: 1-3006 (1001 amino acids)
Biological process (GO): tricarboxylic acid cycle; mitochondrial electron transport, succinate to ubiquinone
Molecular function (GO): electron transfer activity; flavin adenine dinucleotide binding; zinc ion binding
Source: RefSeq, a predicted model, not a curated record
AUGCCAUCAUGCGGGGGCGAGUUCACUAACGAUCUGAAGUUCUCCAGAGUUACAAGGCAUAAUCGGUUCUUUUCAACUUCAAGAUCUAAUGCCCGCAUAAUCACCAGCCAGCCAUUGCGGGCGAAGGAAGCGUCACCAUUCAUCGAUCACAAAUACCCUGUCGUGGAUCACGAAUAUGACGCUCUAGUGGUUGGUGCCGGUGGAUCCGGUCUGCGAGCGGCUUUCGGCUUAGCGGAGGCUGGCUUCAAUACAGCUUGUAUAUCGAAACUAUUCCCUACGCGGAGUCAUACGGUCGCAGCACAAGGAGGCAUUAAUGCUGCUCUUGGGAAUAUGCACGAAGACGACUGGCGAUGGCACAUGUACGAUACCGUAAAAGGUUCUGAUUGGCUUGGAGAUCAGGAUGCGAUUCACUACAUGACAAGGGAAGCACCGCAAUCGGUUAUAGAAUUAGAAAAAUACGGCUGUCCGUUUUCGAGAACGGAAGACGGCAAAAUUUACCAGCGUGCCUUCGGCGGCCAGUCUCAGAAAUUUGGAAAAGGCGGACAGGCGUAUAGAUGUUGUGCUGCCGCUGACCGGACCGGCCAUGCCUUACUCCACACCCUAUACGGGCAAUCACUCAGACACAACACGAACUACUUCAUCGAAUUCUUUGCCCUUGACUUGAUCAUGGAGGAUGGAGUCUGCAAGGGAGUCAUCGCUUACAACCAAGAAGAUGGUACCUUACAUCGAUUCAGAUCGCACAACACUGUGCUAGCCACCGGGGGUUACGGACGAGCAUACUUCAGCUGCACCUCGGCCCAUACAUGCACAGGGGACGGGAUGGCAAUGGUGGCUCGCGCCGGGCUUCCGAAUCAAGAUAUGGAAUUCGUCCAAUUCCACCCAACAGGCAUCUACGGCGCUGGAUGUUUGAUCACAGAAGGCUCCAGAGGCGAGGGAGGCUAUCUGCUCAACUCAGAAGGCGAGCGAUUUAUGGAGCGAUAUGCACCAACAGCCAAAGAUCUUGCAUCCCGUGACGUCGUUUCUCGGUCCAUGACUAUGGAGAUCCGAGAGGGUCGUGGUGUAGGGCCUGAUAAGGACCACAUCUACCUACAAUUAUCUCAUUUGCCACCAGAGGUCCUUCAUGAUCGGCUACCCGGUAUAAGCGAGACUGCUAGUAUAUUCGCAGGUGUUGAUGUCCGCAAGCAACCCAUCCCUGUUCUGCCGACGGUGCACUACAAUAUGGGCGGUAUUCCAACGAAGUACACGGGUGAAGUCAUCACCGUCGAUGAGCAAGGCAAGGACAAGGUUGUCCCUGGGCUGUUUGCUUGCGGAGAAGCUGCUUGUGUAUCUGUUCACGGGGCCAAUCGUCUCGGUGCGAACUCUCUUCUUGACCUCAUUGUUUUCGGUCGAGCAGUCUCUCAUACAAUACGUGAUAACUUCUCGCCCGGUCAGCCUCAUGAGGAAAUGUCUGGCGAUGCUGGUGCAAGUAGCAUCAGCACUCUGGAUCAAGUUCGAAAUUCUUCCGGCACCAAAUCGACCCACGAUAUUCGUUCAGCAAUGCAGAAGGUUAUGCAGACUGACGUGUCGGUGUUCCGUACCCAGGAAUCACUUGAAGAAGGCUCAAAACGCAUCAAAGACGUCGACCAACAAUACGGCGACCUUGGUAUUCAGGAUCGCAGUAUGAUCUGGAACAGUGAUUUGGUGGAGGCCUUGGAACUGAGGAAUCUGCUCACCUGCGCUGUUCAGACGGCUGAUUCAGCACUUAAUCGGCAAGAGUCCCGGGGAGCACAUGCGCGAGAGGAUUUCCCCGAGCGAGAUGAUGCUCAAUGGAUGAAGCAUACCCUGAGCUACCAACAACAGCCGCAAGGAAAGACGGACUUGUCAUACAGUCUUGCCAAAGAAAUGGUGAGCGGCCGCUUUAGACACGAGCAACGUAGUGGUGGGGCUGUGACGAAAGUCGCUUUAAAAGGGCUGUUCAGUGACGAAAUUUGGAAAUGUAAUUGCAAUCUGAGACUGCCGGCGCAGCAUUUCCGAACCAAGAAUGGGGGCAAGAACCAUGGUAGAUGGUUCUAUACAUGCCAACAUCCACAGCCGACACGAUGCGACUUCUUCCUUUGGGCCGACGAGGCAAAAGCAAGAGAGGAGGCGGUUGUUCUGAACAACUCAAGGACAGAACCGAUCGAUGGCUUUGAGCCUUUUGAUGAGGCGAGAUUCAACGGCGUGCCAACUCCGCAAAGUGAGCGACGUCAGGUGGAUGCAGAUAUUGAGAACGUCCGGACUCCUUACACACCAAGCAAGCCUGGACGAAAUAUUCAGGGGAUCAACAUCAGACCUAAGCAUGAUACGCAGCAGACUGCGACCACGGCUGCCACAAGUGACGAGGAGUUCUAUGACUGGCCCGCUAGCGAUAAUGAAGAAAUGGGCAAAGCUGCAGACAAAGUCUCCAGCCAGCCGUCAUCUUCUACUAAAGCACCCAUGCUUCCGCCAGAAACUCCUCGGAAAGCUGUCAAGACAAAUAAUGUCACCUCACCUGGAAAACGCUCAUACGAAGAAAUGACCGUGAACGGUGCGGGGACGAAUCUGCCUACCCCUAUCACCUCUCAUGGCGAUGGAGACAUCUUCGUCACGCCCGCCACGGGUCCUCGAACCAAUAAUUUGUUCGGCUAUCCAAAUCUACCAUCUCCGAGCCAAACUCCGACACCAAUUCGCUACAACGAUCUACCUUUGAAUCAAGACUCCGAGCUUGCGACAGAAACCUUAAUGAGCUUACAGACUGCACUAUCGGCGCCACUUUUCUCGGAAGCGAGGGAGCAUAUCAAACAAAUCUGCAAUCGACACGUCAAAUAUACGAAGGGUAUCGAGAAGGGACGUGAUAUAUCAAGAGCUAUGGUGAAGCAGAAAGACGUUAGAAUAGGACAGCUACAAAACGAGGUAGAGGGACUGAAAACGGAAAGGGAGACGGAGAGGUCAGUUCUCAGGCACUUGAAGCAAGAGGUGGCUGUCCAACAGGGGAGGAAGCAGGGAUAG